AAACAUUUGAAGCUUACAAUGCCAGCAGAAAUUCCAGAUACCCAACGGGAAAGUGCUUCUGGAAUCGAAUCCAAUACUUUAGUUGAUGAAUCAGUAUUAUCUCAUACUGAAGAUGAAGAAGAAGAAGACGACGAACACGAAGGUGAUGACCAUGGGGAAAAUGAUGCAGUUCAGUAUCCUGGUACUGUACUUCCUGAUAACAAUGUUGAAUCAAUUGAAGCUGAUCAAGAUUUAGCUUCAACUUACGACAUCGAUACUGACUAUAUAGAUUUGAUUCAUUUGAAAAUCGGAUCAAUUGAAGAUUUGAAUUUGUCAAGAUUUACCAAAUUACAAUCGUUAUGUUUGAGACAAAAUUUAAUCACGUCAAUUGUCGGCAUUAAGGAAAUCGCAGAUAGUUUAACCGAAUUGGAUCUUUACGAUAAUCGAAUCAAUCAUAUUUCAAGCUCUAUAAAGCAUUUAACUAAGCUUAAGAAUUUAGAUUUCUCAUUCAAUUUAAUCAAGAAUAUCAAGAAUAUUGAAACUUUGGUGGAACUUGAAAACUUAUAUUUUGUUCAGAAUAAAAUCAAACAUAUACAAAACCUUGAAAACUUGACAAAAUUAAAGAAUUUAGAAUUGGGAGGAAACAAGAUUGAAAAAAUCGAAAAUCUUGAUAAUAAUGUAAAUAUUGAACAAUUAUGGUUAGGUAAGAACAGAAUUUACAAAUUUGAGAAUUUAAACCAUAUGGUUAAUUUAAGGGUUCUUUCAAUUCAAUCCAACAGAAUUACUAAAAUUGAAGGAUUAGAGAAUUUAAUAAAUCUUGAAGAAUUGUAUUUAUCACAUAAUGGUAUUGAAAAAAUUGAAAAUCUUGAACAUAAUGUAAACUUGCAAGUUUUAGAUGUCACUUCAAACAAGUUGAAACAUAUUGAAAAUCUCAAACAUUUAACUAAAUUGACUGAUUUCUGGUGCUCGUAUAAUCAAAUUUCAAGUUUUGAAGAGAUUGGUAAGGAAUUAGGUAAGCUUGAAGAAUUGGAUACCGUUUAUUUCGAGGGUAAUCCAGUACAAACCGAAAAUCCAAGUGCUUAUAGAAGAAAGAUGAUAUUGUAUUUGGGUCCAUCGUUAGCUAAAAUCGAUGCUACUUAUAUUCAUAGUUAGGUCUUUCUGCCUUUAAUCUAUAUAGUACAGAAAAUUACAUGAUCGAUUAUAAUUAAAUGUAAGACAUGACUUCUCCAAACUAUAUUUAGAUUCAUUACCGGCGCUACCAAAUAUGAAAUUUACUACAGAGAUUUGAAAGUAUAGUAGAAAGUCAGUUUAACAAGUACAUAAGAUUUUGCAAGCUCUAGUAAUCAAUACUGCCAGUUGUAGCUGCAUAGAUGAAUGUAUCUUGAUACUAGAAACCACGAAUCGUUUCCAAUUUCAAAUACAGUAGUAUUGUAACUCGUCAGUACGAGUCGAGGAACAGUUGAGUAAAGGCUAUCAACGUGUUGCAUUUGUUUAGAUCUGUCUCUUUAAUAAGAAACAGCAAUAUUUGGGGCAAGCUACACAGUAUGAUCAAGGCUACAAAGAAAACCAAUGACGUGCUCGAACUUUGAAAUUGUCUUCUUCUAAACCGUUCUCCCCUUUCCCAACAAGGAGCAUAAAGAUACAAGAGUGAAUGUGUCAAUGUGUAAUUAAUCUAGAAAAAUCCAUGCAAUGUUAAAAGUAUAUAAUUUCC
This is a messenger RNA of Spathaspora passalidarum NRRL Y-27907, 1690 nucleotides long. It is a transcript of the gene SDS22, whose product is annotated as type 1 protein phosphatase-activating protein. The annotation marks the transcript as partial. The transcript has a single exon. Lineage: Eukaryota; Fungi; Ascomycota; Pichiomycetes; Serinales; Debaryomycetaceae. Gene Ontology annotation, molecular function: protein binding. The record is from RefSeq and is a predicted model, not a curated record.